AUGAGUUCUAUUAAGAUUGCGGUGGUGGGGCUUGGUCGGAUGGGCAAGCGCCAUGUCCAUACGUUGUUGUACCGUGUGCCUCGGGCUCAAGUGGUAGCUGUGUGUAGCAGUGACCCUAGCGAGGUUGAAUGGGCUACGAACAACCAGGAAUAUAACGACUUUGGUAUUGCCGUUUACGACAACUACGAUAAUAUGCUGGCGCAUCCUGGCCUUCAGGCUGUUUGGGUCUCCAGCAGCACGGACGUGCAUGCGAGUCAGUCUUUGGCUGCUAUUAACAAGGAUCUUCAUGUUCUUUGUGAGAAGCCGUUGAGUACGGAUUUGGCGGAGGCCCAAUCGGUGGUCGACGCAGCCCGAGCAAAGCCUUCGCUGAAAGUAAUGGCCGGGUUCUCGCGUCGAUUCGAUGCCUCAUACCGAGAUGCAAAUCAGAAGGUCUUUGACAGAAAGGCCAUCGGAUCCCCGUUCAUGGUCCGGUCCAACACCUGCGAUCUCAGAGAUGAGACCGGGUUCUUCGUUCGAUAUGCGUCCCGAAACGGUGGGAUCUUUGUCGAUUGCGCCAUUCACGAUAUUGACCUGUCGCUUUGGUUCUUGGAUAACCCGAAGCCCAAGGCGUGUUGGGCGGCUGGGACGCUUCAGCAUCAUCCGGAACUGAAGGAUCUCUCUGAUGUGGAUAAUGCGGUCGGGAUUGUUGAAUUCUGGGGCGGGAAGAUUGCUUACUUCUAUUGCUCCCGGACUCAGGCGCACGGACAUGAUGUCUGUACUGAGAUUACUGGAACGGAGGGCAAGGUGAUGGUGAAUGUCAUUCCUAAGCGGAAUAAUGUUGUCCUGGCCGAUUCCUUGGGUAUGAGGCAUGAAGUGCAGCCGGAGUAUUGGGAGCGAUUUGAGGAUGCGUUUGCGGUGGAAGCUAACGAGUUUGUGACUGCUGUGCUGAAGGAUACGGAGGUUCCUUUGCCGCUGGAGUCGGGGAUCAUGGUGAUGAAGAUCGGUCAGGCUUUGCAGCAUGCGCUGCUUUCUGGGGAAGUGGUGCGUUUUGACGAGAGUGGGGAGCGGUUGAACUAGCUCAGGGAGUUGUUUCGAAGCUAUUGAUGGGUUAGUGAAUGCAAUGUUUUUUGCGGUAGAGAAUUUGGCAUUGAGCCUGGUGCGCUUUAUUGUA
Aspergillus sclerotioniger CBS 115572 is the source of this 1150-nucleotide messenger RNA. RefSeq names its product Gfo/Idh/MocA family protein. The coding region runs from base 1 to 1056 and encodes 351 amino acids. The record is from RefSeq and is a predicted model, not a curated record. Gene Ontology annotation, cellular component: cytoplasm. NCBI's taxonomy places the organism in Eukaryota, Fungi, Ascomycota, Eurotiomycetes, Eurotiales, Aspergillaceae. Gene Ontology annotation, molecular function: oxidoreductase activity; nucleotide binding. The transcript is spliced from 3 exons. Gene Ontology annotation, biological process: NADPH regeneration.